UUUGAUUUUACUUCAUUAUUUUUUUUUUUUUUUGAUAUGACUGGUGCAACCAAUACAUUAUAUAUUCUUCCUAAAUCAUUAUAUUCCAAUGUAGGGGUACUUUUAUUAUGGGAAAAGGGAGUGCAAGAUAAAUAUACGUUGACGGCAGUGGAUUUGGAAGGCAAUGAGCACAAUCGACCUGAUUUUGUUCGACUGAAUCCAGCUGGCAAAGUGCCUGUUCUUGUUCAUGAUGGACAAGUAAUCCCUGACUCGCUUUCCAUUGCUCAAUUUCUAGAUCAGGAUGGGUCAUUACGAGCCCAUGAUCCGGAAGUUGUGUCCUUUGUGGAAGAAUGGCGGCAAAUCAGUGUCAAGGCCUUGGUGCUUGCCGAGCAACCCGUAGACGAAAAAGCGUUAGCGGCACAUGCUGAAAAGAUCGCGGCAGAUCGUGCAGAGAUGGUAGCUUAUCAACAGCAACAUCCAGAUUUGGACUAUGCCCUUCGAUUGUCCCUGUUUGAUUUACGUGCACAAUGGCUCCUUGAUCCUGUGGUCUUUCAUCGCCACCAACAAUCAUGGUACGCUGUGCUUGAUCAUUGCGAAACUGUCUUAAGCUCUGGAUCGCCUUAUCUUGUCGGUAAUACCCAUUCCCUGGCUGAUGUCUUUGCCACCGCAUUCAUCUGGUCUGGAAACCGUCAUUUGGCUCAUCCUGAAACUAUCUUUGCUGGUCGUCCUCAUCUCCAACAAUACUAUGAUCGUCAAUCGAAACGUCCUGCUGUUAUCCAUGCUCUUUUCGAAUGAUAUCAAACAUAAUAAAAAUAAAAAUAAAAAUGA
Messenger RNA from Halteromyces radiatus, 807 nucleotides. RefSeq lists its product as uncharacterized. NCBI's taxonomy places the organism in Eukaryota, Fungi, Mucoromycota, Mucoromycetes, Mucorales, Cunninghamellaceae. Bases 37 to 774 code for a protein of 245 amino acids. The transcript has a single exon. The record is from RefSeq and is a predicted model, not a curated record. Gene Ontology annotation, molecular function: glutathione transferase activity.